GAAAGUAUGAACAAGUUAGUGCCACAAACACUCAUACAGUCUAUGCUUAGACUAGGCUGUGCAGUGUGGUGCUUAGGCAUGAGAGCUACACAAAAGAUCACAGGACUAAACUGGAGUUAGAAGAAUGUGCAGAGCUUUUAUUGUUUUUUUAGAUUACUGAAUGCUCACUGGGGGACAUUUUUCAACUUCUCCAUGGCUUUAACUGCGACGGACCACAAACAUAGCUUCAAAAUGAAUGGGUCCGGAAUUUACGGCAGAGUCGGGCUGAGGAAAGAGGUAACCCAGGGAAAAGCUGUCAAAAUUAUCCAGUUCAAAGAAAGUGAUUAUUCUAUAGAUGGACUGCCAAAAGCGUUUCUUCACAGCCUAAGAACUUUGUUUGACAUCCUGGAUGACAGCGGCAGGGGGUACGUCCACAUUUCAGAGAUAGAGAGCCGCUGGCAGGGGGCAGACACCCGAGAUCUCCCCGCGGGUGUGCUGGGGUGUUUGCGUAGGGUCGCUCCGCCACAUGGCUGCCUCUCGUUCGAGCGCUUUGUUGCGGGUUUACGGUACUCUAUGCUCAAUCCGGAGAACCACAUGAAAGUUCAGGCAACAGUUCACCCCCAAUCUGCACUAAAACAGCCUGCUAAAUCUGCCCCUAUCCCUGUGCCUGAAAACAAGGUCCGUCCGCUUGGCCCGAGCAACUUGACAAACACCCAGCAUCAGCUCCUGAGCAGGCCGGAGGAGGCUGUGUUCACCGCCUGUGCACCUCCGCGGUAUGGCGUGGACAGGCCUGGGAGGAGUCUGGAGCGUAUCCCUGUCGCUCCUGAAGCCGGUUGUUAUCGGAUGGACCAGAAUCAUGUGCCCAGACUAGGUCACACUCAGCCGGGCGGGAUCAGGUCCAUAGAGUCUCUGGACUUAGAGUCUCCUCGGCUUUCAAGACCAAGUGGUGUUGGGAAAUCAGGUUUACCAAGAUCUCAGAGUGAAUCAGCAACAGGACUUACUGGUGGGUCUAGACGUCAUGGGAGGAGUCGUGAGGAGCAGAGACGGCACACUAUAUCCAAUGGAGUGGACUAUGGCAUGCUAAAGCAAAUGAAGGAGCUGGAGCAGGAGAAGGACUCCCUGCUGGCGGGCCUUGAGGUGGUUGAACGGGCCCGGGAGUGGUACCAGAGCCAAAUCCACAAUGUCACUGAGAGGCAGAGACAGAUCGGCCAGAAUUCAAAGUGCACAGAUUUCUUUAAUGAAGCAACACAAUGUCGCAUGAAUGUUUUAAUUCCAAAACUCCAAGAAGUCAACCGAUGCCUGAGUGACCUUAUUACCUGCACAGGGAUGUCUCUUUCCCCCAGUGGAAGUCAGACGUCUCCACUGUCCAGCAGCUCACAGCCUCCACCUCCAGCCCCUCCCCAAGCCAUCCAGAGACUAAAGGACCAAAACAGACUCCUCACACAGGAGGUGUCAGAGAAGAGUGAACGCAUCACUCAGCUGGAGCAGGAGAAGUCCGCUUUGAUAAAACAGCUUUUUGAAGCUCGUGCUCGCAGUUCACAAGAUGCAAGCACCCUGGACUCAACUUUUAUCUGAUAACGCCACUUGACACUUUUCAACAAACCUCUCUGUAUAAAGACUCAAACUGCUGAGGAGACAAAUCGAUGCACUCCUAGCCUUUUGUUUACCCAGCUGUCCAGAUAUGACAGUAACGCACCUUUAACCCGGUAAUACUACCACUCCAGACCGCAAACAUGCUCUACAGGGAUGUGACCAGUCCCAAGAGUCCUGCUCUAUCAGAGGCUGUUGUUUAAAGACUUUUUGUUCCACAGCAAACUCUGUGACCUUUAGAGUUCCACUAAAACAUUUAACUGUUUCAUUGAAAAGUAUCUCUAGAGACCUCAUCACUUUCUUUCUUACAAGAUGGCAGCACCUGUAACAUUUCAUGUUCUAUUCUCCAAAGACUAUCUGGCCACAAGGUCCCAAAGCAUUAGGGACAGCUCAUUGUUCCAGUCAAGACCUCUUUCUCACAGCAUGGGAAGACAAAAUAAAAUGCCAUCUUUUUAAUGACUGACAAAAUAGUCUGCUUGCAGUGAUCUAUCACUUAUAUUUUAGGUUUGUACUUUCAUCUAAAAGGUGCUAAUAUUAUUUUCACUUUAGUUUAAACCUGUGAUGUUUUGUGGGUCCAUUCACUACAGAAGAUGGCGUUUUUCAUUUGCAGUAGCAUGUUGGAUUUGUUACGGCAUGUUUCAGGACAGAAAUGUCACAGAAGACAGUUUUAGGAUGUAGAAGAAGAGAGAUGAGAAAGUUUUGCACGUAGCAGAAAAUUUUAAAAAAGCACAGGCUGAAUGUGUCUCAGUAUGAGCUUUGCAGAUGGCACAUGUUUUACUUUGGUAUCAGUUUGGUGUUUCAGGGUCACAGCCACUGCCUUUAGUGGUGUGUUUACACAUUGUAUUUUAUAGAGCUAGUUUACAGCAGAAUUACUAAAGCUGUGAGAACAUGUUUUUUAAAUAUGUAAUACACAUGCAUUUAAUCACUAAGCACAAUAGAAAACAUUGAUGUCAGUGGGGGUAGAUAGAUAAAAACAGCUCUUGUUUUGCUUUGUUUUGAGGCAGUGAAAAAUUUUAUGGUACUUACGGGAUAGCUGCAUUCUUAAAUGGCAGGAUAAGGCAUUGAUGUGUCUUUUGACUUUGUGAUUGUAAGUUUGAAGCUGCUCAAACCAUGUUAUUUGUGAAUAAAAGUGUCAUCACUAAAUUUAGAAUAAAUAAGAUCAAAAAA
Molecule: messenger RNA, 2736 nt
Organism: Boleophthalmus pectinirostris (great blue-spotted mudskipper)
Lineage: Eukaryota; Metazoa; Chordata; Actinopteri; Gobiiformes; Gobiidae
Gene: sapcd2
Product: suppressor APC domain containing 2
Exons: 6
Coding region: 193-1554 (453 amino acids)
Source: RefSeq, a predicted model, not a curated record